This is a messenger RNA of Maniola jurtina (meadow brown), 2102 nucleotides long. RefSeq names its product proton-coupled folate transporter-like. The transcript has 8 exons. NCBI's taxonomy places the organism in Eukaryota, Metazoa, Arthropoda, Insecta, Lepidoptera, Nymphalidae. Gene Ontology annotation, molecular function: transmembrane transporter activity. Gene Ontology annotation, cellular component: membrane. Bases 356 to 1771 code for a protein of 471 amino acids. Gene Ontology annotation, biological process: transmembrane transport. The record is from RefSeq and is a predicted model, not a curated record.
AUCUAGAUUUGCGCUAUAUCGCGAUUGAGUCAUAAUGAUAAAAUUGAACAUGAUAUCUUUGUAUAGUAUGUAUAGGUACGAAAACAAAGGAAAUCAGCAGUACAUAUCAGCUGUGUAGUAUUAUAACAACGCGAAUUUUGUCGAAGUUGAUCAUUACAAAAGGAAUUUAAAAACGGCAGUGAAUUAUUUGUGUUUCUGUUCAGAAUUUAUUGAAUUAUUCAUUUAAUUCUCUGUCUAUUGUUCAGUUGACUGGUUUUCCUUUUAGUUAUAGCGUGAAUUGUGGGUGUAUUUUUUAUUAUUUUAUUUAUGUUUAGCUAAUUUAGUGCGUGAAGAAUUAAUAUUUCUUGGGAAAAGAAUGGCAGACGAUGGGGAUCGGACUAGCCUUUUACCUUUGCCGAAGAGAUCGAUAGCAACAACUAUAGAGUUGCCAUUUCUCCUUAAUAUGAUAGCUGUGUCUUUAACAGGUGCGGCACUUAGCAAUAUAAUUCUCUAUCGAACGUGUGUACACUCCUUGGGCCACACGGAAGAAGAAUGCAAACCUUUUCUGUCACCCAUAAAGACUAAUGCCACUGCAGGCCUAGAGGAAGAUGUGCAAAGAUACUCUACUUAUAUAUCUACAGUGAAAAUGGUGCUAGAGUACAUCUGUCCGGCAGUUUUGUCUAUGUUUUUAGGAGUCUGGUCGGAUACGUAUGGUAGAAAGCCUUUAAUAGUGUGGCCAAUGUUUGGUAUGGCGAUAUCGGGUAUCUUAAUAGUCAUCUUCGCCAUGAUGAAAAGCUUGAGCGCCUGGUGGUUCAUCGCUACGUCUGUUCCGUUCUCCCUCACCGGCGGAUACAUAGUCAUGUUCACCGGUGCGUACUGCUAUAUCAGUGAUACCAGUUCUACUAGCAGUUCGUCUCUUAGAAUGACAAUACUGGAUGCGACGAUAUCAUUGGGUACUAUAUGUGGGAGUUUAUUCAGUACAUACCUAAUAUUGACCAUUGGAAACGUAAAUUUGCUUUUGUUCACCGCUACAAUUAACGUGAUAGCUUACGCCUUUGCGAAUAUAUGGAUAAUGGAGUCACUAAGAGGGGCAUUGCAGGGUGGAGCAACGAGAGUUUUAGACAUAUUGUACGUUAGAGAAAUGACCCGCGAAUGUUUCAAAAAGCGGCCAUACAAAGGCCGUGCACAAAUCAUGCUCCUUGCAGUCGUUAGAAUACUUAUGAUCAUGAUCAUAUACGGGUUAAUGAGUUUAGAGUACAUGUACUCGAGGCAGAAGUUCCAUUGGUCAUUGCGACAAUACACAACAUAUACAUCAGUCAGUACGCUGAUAACGUUCUUGGGAGGUUUCUUGGGUGUUAUUGUGGUGCAAAAAGUACUACGGCUUGGUGAUGUGUCGUUUUCAAUGAUAGCGGUGUUUACGGCCACGGCCGAUAAUCUGUUGAAGCUGUUUGCGGUUGAAUCAUGGUAUAUGUACUUAGGUUCUGCGAUAUCGUUGUUUAAAGGUUUAUCAGGACCGCUAUUACGGUCUUUUAUCACUAAAAACUUUCCAAUGGAGGACAUCGCCAAAAUUUUCGCAUUCCUGUGCGCCGUCGAGAGCAUUGGCCCGAUGCUGGCACCGAUUCUCUUCAACUCGCUGUAUAGUGUUACGCUGGCGACCUUCCCGGGAGCGGUUUACGUUCUUAGCAGCGUGAUGAACACCUCUUGUUUGGUUAUGUUAGGAUUUGUGCUAAUAUAUUCAAGGAGAGGAUCAUCAGCCAUCUAUCAGUCAAUUAAUAAUGAUAUUGAUACUUAAAAUAACAUGAUAAGAGAAGAUACGGCGGCGCAUGGACGAAUAUUUUGAGCAUUUUUUAACAAUUAUGAAAUUAUUAAAGAAGUAAUAAUUUUACCAUUAACGAAUUUCACGUAUUAAGUUACGUGAUAGGAUGCAUACGAAAAUAUCGACACAUGAACAAAAGAUAAAUAAUUACUUUAUUUAUAACAAAAAUGGUUAAAGUACUUAAUCACAUUUUUAGACAUGUUGUAUUAAAAGAAUUUCUGUGAUACUUAGAAUUAAAUAUUUUUUGAGACAAUAAUUUUAAUAAAUAACUAGGACCCAUUGUACCUACCAUAUUUUUAAUAACUUA